Limanda limanda (common dab) is the source of this 2363-nucleotide messenger RNA. Its product is annotated as voltage-gated potassium channel subunit beta-2-like. NCBI's taxonomy places the organism in Eukaryota, Metazoa, Chordata, Actinopteri, Pleuronectiformes, Pleuronectidae. Gene Ontology annotation, molecular function: voltage-gated potassium channel activity; potassium channel regulator activity; transmembrane transporter binding. Gene Ontology annotation, biological process: regulation of potassium ion transmembrane transport; potassium ion transport; transmembrane transport. Gene Ontology annotation, cellular component: voltage-gated potassium channel complex; cytoplasm; membrane. The record is from RefSeq and is a predicted model, not a curated record. The coding region runs from base 483 to 1760 and encodes 425 amino acids. The transcript has 15 exons.
ACAGUGUAAUCCCUGUAGAAACAUAAUCUUUAAUCCAACUGAACAAAAUACUUCCACCAGUAACACACACACACACACACACACACACACACACACACUGGAUCUGAAGUGUUAGUCUCAUUCAUCCACGUAGGAACACAAACAGACUAACUGUGAGACGUGUUCAGGUGUGUUUGUGUGUUCUACUCGAUUGUUGAAGUUCUUUUUUCUCCCUGUGGUUGUGUUGUGUGUCUCUGUCCUAAAUGGUUCUGGUGUGUGUGUGUGUGUGUGAGAGAUUAGUUUUGCUAACAUCUGUGCACAGUUAGAUAUUUUGGGGCGGCAGGUUUUUAAUCCUGCUCGAGGGUCGUUAGGACAGACGUGAUAUCUGAGCUGUGGAUUAAAGCAACAGGAUUAAUGUGACUGCUGCAGCGGAGGGACGGACACACACCGAGAGGACACAGACCUCACACACCUCAACAGGCGCCACGUCUCAAUCGUCAGCCAUGUUUGCGGGUCGGGGGUCGGCGGGAGCCACUGUCGGGCCGGCGGCGGGAAAAGCUGGCAAGUUGUCUGUGGAGGAGCUGUACGGGUUCACCAAGAAACCAAAGGUCAACCGAGGGAAGUCUGGGAAAGCAGACAAAGGUGAAGCGAAGAAAGACACGAAGGAGAAGGAGGAGUCAGCGCUGGCGUUGCAGAUCCUGGAGGCGGCGAGGAGGCUGAUGGAGAGACGACGACUCGGGAUCUACCUGAAGGAAUGUGGAGUCUCCAUAGAGCAGAGUCACAUGACCUACAGGAAUCUUGGGAAAUCUGGACUGAGAGUGUCCUGCUUAGGACUGGGGACAUGGGUGACCUUUGGUUCUCAGAUCUCUGAUGAGAUGGCGGAGAGUGUGAUGACGGUGGCGUACGACAGUGGCGUGAACCUGUUCGACACAGCAGAGGUUUACGCCUCAGGAAGGGCGGAGACGACUCUGGGAAACAUCCUGAAGAAGAAAGGAUGGAGGAGGUCCAGUUAUGUGGUGACCACCAAGAUCUACUGGGGGGGGCAGGCAGAGACAGAGCGAGGGUUGUCACGGAAACACAUCAUUGAAGGUCUGCGUGGCUCUCUAUCCAGGUUACAGUUGGACUAUGUUGACAUCGUCUUCGCAAACAGGAGUGACCUUAACGCACCGAUGGAGGAGGUCGUCCGUGCGAUGACCUUUGUAAUCGAUCAGGGUUUGGCCAUGUACUGGGGAACGUCUCGCUGGAACGCCGUGGAGAUCAUGGAGGCGUACUCUAUAGCGAGACAGUUCAAUCUGGUUCCUCCAGUGUGUGAACAGGCUGAGUAUCACUACUUCCAGAGAGACAAGGUGGAGCUGCACCUGCCGGAGCUCUACCACAAGAUCGGGGUCGGGGCCAUGACCUGGUCCCCGUUAGCCUGCGGCCUGCUGACGGGAAAAUACAAUGAGGGCGUCCCGGAGAGUUCUCGAGCCGCCAUGAAGGGUUAUGCGUGGCUGAAGGAGCGUCUCAGCAGUGAUGAAGGGAAGAAGCAGCUCAGUAAAAUUAAAGAGCUCCACCUGCUGGCCAGCAGACUGAACUGCACUCCUGCUCAACUCGCUAUAGCGUGGUGUCUCCGCAGUGAAGGCGUCAGCUCGGUUCUCCUCGGAGUCUCCAACACGGAACAGCUGCUGGAGAACCUCGGUUCUAUCAGGGUUCUGUCUCAGCUGACUCCGCCCCUUGUUACAGAGAUGGAUGUGUUGCUUGGCAACAAGCCCCGUAACUCCAAGAAGGAAACAAGGAGCUGAGGUCUUUAAAGAAAAGACUUUAUAAGAUGAAGACAGGACGAAGACGACAGGGACAUGUCUUCUUCAGGGAUGGAGGCCACCACCUCCUCGUUGUCAUGGAGACGGGCAGAUGUCCCGUCCAAUCACAGAGACUUUAGUUCAGAUACCGGGAAAUAUUUAUUCUUGUAUAGAGUGAUGUGUCCACAGCUGUUUAACAUCUGUUGUCAAAACAACAGAUUCAGUGAAACUUGACCAAUAGUUUAUCAAUUUAUAUAAAGGUUAUAUUAUUACAAUUAUUAACAAAAAUCUUAGAAUACUGAUCAAAUGAUUGAUCAGUUGAUACAAGAUGUUUGUUUGUUUGCCAUAUCUAUUUCAAAAUAAAAGCCUGCUGUUACAGAGACACCAUUUCAAUUACUUCUCUGAACUGUCCUGUUUCUUCCAACGAUACAGAUGAUAUAUCUUAAUAUAUAAUCUGUGAAGAAAACUGACUCAAUCAUAUUUAUAUUUUCAAUAUAAUACAAACUGAACUGGAACAAAAAGGAUUCACAUUUGUGUUUAAUGUGUCACUGUUUGAUCCUCAUGUCAUUACACCUGCAGCAAUAAAGUUAUUGAUCUGGAAACUGU